This is a messenger RNA of Castor canadensis (American beaver), 4518 nucleotides long. Lineage: Eukaryota; Metazoa; Chordata; Mammalia; Rodentia; Castoridae. The record is from RefSeq and is a predicted model, not a curated record.
UCCUAAUACCCUCAUGUCUCAUGGCGUGCCGGUUGUUCGCACAAACCAGUGUGCAGGAGAAUUCGUCAUCACCUUUCCCCGUGCUUACCACAGUGGCUUCAACCAAGGCUACAACUUUGCUGAGGCUGUCAAUUUUUGUACUGCUGACUGGCUGCCAGCUGGGCGCCAAUGCAUCGAGCACUACCGCCGGCUCCGAAGAUACUGUGUCUUCUCUCAUGAGGAACUCAUCUGCAAGAUGGCUGCCUGCCCUGAGAAGCUGGACCUGAAUCUGGCAGCAGCUGUACAUAAAGAAAUGUUCAUCAUGGUGCAAGAGGAGCGGCGUCUACGAAAGGCUCUGUUGGAGAAAGGUAUCACCGAAGCUGAGCGAGAGGCUUUUGAGCUGCUCCCAGAUGAUGAGCGUCAGUGCAUCAAGUGCAAGACCACAUGCUUCCUGUCUGCCCUGGCCUGCUAUGACUGCCCAGAUGGCCUUGUCUGCCUUUCCCACAUUAAUGACCUCUGCAAGUGCUCCAGUAGCCGGCAGUACCUACGGUAUCGGUACACCUUGGAUGAGCUCCCUGCCAUGCUGCAUAAGCUGAAGGUUCGGGCCGAGUCCUUUGACACCUGGGCCAACAAAGUGCGAGUGGCUCUGGAGGUGGAAGAUGGGCGGAAACGCAGCCUUGAAGAGCUGAGGGCACUAGAGUCUGAGGCCCGUGAGCGGAGGUUUCCUAACAGCGAGCUGUUGCAGCAACUGAAGAAUUGCCUGAGCGAGGCAGAGGCUUGUGUAUCCCGGGCUCUGGGACUAGUCAGUAGACAGGAAGCUGGGUAUGGCGGUAUGAGCCCCCACAGGGUGGCUGGUGUACAAAUGACCUUGGCUGAGCUUCGGGCCUUUCUGGACCAGAUGAUCAACUUGCCUUGUGCCAUGCAUCAGAUUGGGGAUGUCAAGGGCAUUCUGGAACAGGUGGAGGCCUACCAGGCUGAGGCCCGUGAGGCCCUGGCCUCACUGCCUUCCAGUCCAGGGCUACUGCAGUCCCUGUUGGAGAGGGGGCGGCAGCUGGGGGUAGAGGUACCUGAGGCCCAGCAACUCCAGCGGCAGGUGGAACAGGCGCGGUGGCUGGAUGAGGUAAAACGCACGCUGGCCCCCUCUGCCCGAAGGGGCACCCUGGCUGUCAUGCGGGGUCUGUUGGUGGCGGGUGCCAGUGUAGCCCCUAGCCCUGCUGUGGAUAAGGCCCGGGCUGAGCUGCAGGAGCUACUGACCAUUGCUGAACGCUGGGAGGAGAAAGCCCACCUUUGCCUGGAGGCCAGGCAGAAGCAUCCACCAGCCACACUUGAGGCCAUAAUCCGUGAAGCAGAAAACAUCCCUGUUCACCUGCCCAACAUCCAGGCUCUCAAGGAGGCUCUUGCUAAGGCCCGAGCAUGGAUUGCUGAUGUGGAUGAGAUCCAAAGUGGUGACCACUACCCUUGCUUGGAUGACUUGGAGGGCCUAGUGGCUGUGGGCCGGGACCUCCCUGUGGGACUGGAGGAACUGAGACAGCUUGAGCUGCAGGUACUGACAGCACACUCCUGGAGGGAGAAGGCCUCCAAGACCUUCCUCAAGAAGAACUCUUGCUACACGCUACUGGAGGUGCUCUGCCCGUGUGCAGACGCCGGCUCAGACAGUACCAAGCGCAGCCGGUGGAUGGAGAAGGAGCUGGGGUUGUACAAAUCUGACACAGAGCUGCUGGGGCUGUCUGCGCAGGACCUCAGGGACCCAGGCUCUGUGAUCGUGGCCUUCAAGGAGGGGGAACAGAAGGAGAAGGAGGGUAUCCUGCAACUACGUCGCACCAACUCAGCCAAGCCCAGUCCACUGGCAUCAUCUACCACGGCCUCCUCUGCAACCUCUAUCUGCGUGUGUGGGCAAGUGCCAGCAGGGGUGGGAGCUCUUCAGUGUGACCUGUGUCAGGACUGGUUCCAUGGGCGGUGUGUGACUGUGCCCCGCCUCCUCAGCUACCCAAGGCCCAGUCCCGCCUCAUCCCCACUGCUGGCCUGGUGGGAAUGGGACACCAAAUUCCUGUGUCCACUGUGCAUGCGCUCAAGGCGCCCACGCCUGGAGACCAUCCUGGCACUGCUGGUAGCUCUGCAGAGACUGCCUGUGCGGCUGCCCGAGGGCGAAGCUCUGCAGUGCCUCACAGAGAGGGCCAUCAGCUGGCAAGGCCGUGCCAGACAGGCUCUGGCCUCUGAGGACGUGACUGCUCUGUUGGGACAGCUGGCGGAGCUCCGCCAACGGCUACAGACUGAACCCAGGCCUGAGGAGCCUCCUAUCUACUCUUCAGAGCUCGCCUCUGACUCUCUCAGAGAGGGCAAUGGCAAGGAUAUGCCUAAGGGCUUGUUCGAGAAUGGAGACAGCGUGACCAGUCCUGAGAAGGUAGCCACGGAGGAGGGCUCAGGUAAGAGAGAUCUGGAGCUGCUGUCCUCGCUGUUGCCACAGUUAACUGGCCCCAUGUUAGAACUGCCUGAGGCAACCCGGGCCCCCCUGGAGGAGCUCAUGAUGGAGGGAGACCUGCUUGAGGUGACCCUAGAUGAGAAUCACAGCAUUUGGCAGCUGUUGCAGGCUGGACAGCCUCCAGACAUGGAGCGGAUCCACACACUUCUAGAGCUCGAGAAGGCAGAACGCCAUGGGAGUCGAGCAAGGGGCCGGGCCCUGGAGAGGCGGCGGCGGCGGAAGGUGGAUCGGGGUGGGGAGGCCGAUGACCCAGCCCGAGAGGAGCUAGAGCCAAAGAGGGUACGGAGCUCAGGGCCAGAGGCCGAGGAAGCCCAGGAGGAGGAGGAGCUGGAGGAGGAGACUGGGGGUGAGGCCCCCUCUGUGCCCCUCCCCAUCACUGACAGCCCCAGCACCCUGGAGAACCAGGAUGGUUUGGAACCAGCGCUAGGGGCCGCUUCAGACCCCUCAACCCAUUUCUCUACUCUGACUUCCCGGCUGCAUAUGUCCUGCCCCCAGCAGCCUCCUCAGCAACAGUUGUGACAGUGGCUGAGCCUAGCACACACCCCAACACAGACCCUCCUCUCUUCCCCCUUGGCCUCAAGGAUCCUCUUUCUGACCAUCAAGCCUGCUUCUUGGAGGUCGGUGGGUGGGGGGAGGCCACCCCCCACACACACCCGAAUCCCUUGACUUUUAUAUUCUGACUCCAAGGUAUUGUUCAGACCUCAGCUCCUGGGGGCCGGCCCCUGGAGUUCCCUAUCCCUGGUAACCUCUAACCAGCAUUCCCAGACACCUGAGGCAGAUAGACAGGUGGGCAGGGGGACAACUGGGGCUGGUUGUCCAGCACCAUUCCAGAGACAAAGGCCAGUGCAUAUGCAAACUGGGGGAAUCUCCUCUCUCCUCCCAGUUCUGGCCCUGGCCAGGCCGUGCUACACUAACCUUUCCUCCCCUCUUACUCUUUUGCCUCUCCCUUUUUCCGCUUCCCCUCCUUCCACCUUUUUACACCCUCUUCCUUCUCCCUUCCCCCAUUGUUCCACUCAGGAGGAGGAAACUUCACAUAGCUGUGCUCAAGUUUUUUUUAUUUUAUAGGAAUUUGGUGGGGGGGCUGAACAGGGCUCCCUGUGGUCUGAAGAAGGCUUUUGGUGCUUGUCCUCACACCCACUUCAACCCUUGCUUCCCAUCCUCCUUGUCUCCUUUCCUCCUCCUGGGUUCAUGUUGUAAUAAAAGAAGAUUGUUGGUGUGUAAUUAAUUUGUUGAAAAGGAAAAAAAAAAAAACAACUUGGUUCCAACUGAAGCCUAUUUUAAUUUUAUUUUAUUAUUUUCCUCUUGUUAGAAAUAAAACCCUUAGCAACAUUUUUUGGAAACAUGUUCUGAAGUGCAUUUCUCUUCAAAGGGGAGAAUGGAGCCUCCUUAACUUAUCAGUGGAGCAGGUGUAGUGCUAGUGGGAGUGCUAGGGCUGAGGCCAGAGAGCCUGGGGUUCCAAAUCUGUGUCCUAGCAAUUUCUCCUUAACCUUAGGCAGGACUCCUGAUCCUCCCCAAGCCAGUUCCCUGUCUCCAGACAGGUGUGCUCUGGCCCCCUUGCCUAAUCUCCAGCACAACAGCUUCCCCCAACUUUGUGCCCUCUAGUCUAUCCUCCUGUUCCCAGAGGGAGUGUCUCCCCCACCCCAUGGCUUUCUUGAGGAAUAGUUCCCCUGCAAAAUUCACCUGCUUGAAAUGUGUAGUUUGAUGAGUCAGAUGGCUGUAAAGUAGAGAUCUGAUCAUGUCACUACUGCUUAAAACUGUCUGUGAUGCCGCAUUACCCCUAAGGUCGAUUAUAAAUACAACAUCAUUCUUUCUAGAAUGUUUUCCUGUCUAACCCAUUUGCCACAUUCUGGGCCCCAUCUCUGAUGUUUCUCCAGUGAUUCUUUCUGCCCUUGAUGAAUGGGAACUAAAGCUCAGAUGUGUGGUAUUUGUAAGUCCUGAGUUCACUUUUUAAACCUUUAUUAAGAUAAAAUUUCAUAUACUGUACAGUUUGCCCACAUAAAGUAUCCAAUUCAGUGAUUUAGUAUAUUUCAUAACAGUUGUGCAACCAUCACGGUGAAAAA